AUGCUGAUCCUCAACACGGGGGCCCUUCAGGGGGGCGUACUCAGUCCCCUCCUGUUGUAUGUAUCUGAUCACUACUGUAGAGGGGUUGGAAGGUUAGACAGGUUGUAUGUAUCUGAUCACUACUGUAGAGGGGUUGGAAGGUCAUACAGGUUGUAUGUAUCUGAUCACUACUGUGGAGGGGUUGGAAGGUCAUACAGGUUGUAUGUAUCUGAUCACUACUGUGGAGGGGUUGGAAGGUUAGACAGGUUGUAUGUAUCUGAUCACUACUGUAGAGGGGUUGGAAGGUUAGACAGGUUGUAUGUAUCUGAUCACUACUGUAGUAGGGUUGGAAGGUUAGACAGGUUGUAUGUAUCUGAUCACUACUGUAGUAGGGUUGGAAGGUUAUACAGGUUGUAUGUCUCUGAUCACUACUGUAGUAGGGUUGGAAGGUUAUACAGGUUGUAUGUCUCUGAUCACUACUGUAGUAGGGUUGGAAGGUUAGACAGGUUGUUUGUAUCUGAUCACUACUGUAGUAGGGUUGGAAGGUUAGACAGGUUGUAUGUAUCUGAUCACUACUGUAGUAGGGUUGGAAGGUUAGACAGGUUGUAUGUAUCUGAUCACUACUGUAGAGGGGUUGGAAGGUUAGACAGGUUGUAUGUAUCUGAUCACUACUGUAGAGGGGUUGGAAGGUUAGACAGGUUGUAUGUAUCUGAUCACUACUGUAGAGGGGUUGGAAGGUUAGACAGGUUGUAUGUAUCUGAUCACUACUGUAGAGGGGUUGGAAGGUUAGACAGGUUGUAUGUAUCUGAUCACUACUGUAGAGGGGUUGGAAGGUUAGACAGGUUGUAUGUAUCUGAUCACUACUGUAGUCGGGUUGGAAGGUUAGACAGGUUGUAUGUAUCUGAGCACAACUGUAGUACGGUUGGAAGGUUAGACAGGUUGUAUGUAUCUGAUCACUACUGUAGAGGGGUUGGAAGGUUAGACAGGUUGUAUGUAUCUGAUCACUACUGUAGUCGGGUUGGAAGGUUAGACAGGUUGUAUGUAUCUGAUCACUACUGUAGAGGGGUUGGAAGGUUAGACAGGUUGUAUGUAUCUGAUCACUACUGUAGAGGGGUUGGAAGGUUAGACAGGUUGUAUGUAUCUGAUCACUACUGUAGAGGGGUUGGAAGGUUAGACAGGUUGUAUGUAUCUGAUCACUACUGUAGAGGGGUUGGAAGGUUAGACAGGUUGUAUGUAUCUGAUCACUACUGUAGUCGGGUUGGAAGGUUAGACAGGUUGUAUGUAUCUGAGCACAACUGUAGUACGGUUGGAAGGUUAGACAGGUUGUAUGUAUCUGAUCACUACUAUAGAGGGGUUGGAAGGUUAGACAGGUUGUAUGUAUCUGAUCACUACUGUAGUCGGGUUGGAAGGUUAGACAGGUUGUAUGUAUCUGAGCACAACUGUAGUACGGUUGGAAGGUUAGACAGGUUGUAUGUAUCUGAUCACUACUGUAGAGGGGUUGGAAGGUUAGACAGGUUGUAUGUAUCUGAUCACUACUGUAGUCGGGUUGGAAGGUUAGACAGGUUGUAUGUAUCUGAGCACAACUGUAGUACGGUUGGAAGGUUAGACAGGUUGUAUGUAUCUGAUCACUACUGUAGAGGGGUUGGAAGGUUAGACAGGUUGUAUGUAUCUGAUCACUACUGUAGUACGGUUGGAAGGUUAGACAGGUUGUAUGUAUCUGAUCACUACUGUAGAGGGGUUGGAAGGUUAGACAGGUUGUAUGUAUCUGAUCACUACUGUAGUCGGGUUGGAAGGUUAGACAGGUUGUAUGUAUCUGAUCACUACUGUAGUCGGGUUGGAAGGUUAGACAGGUUGUAUGUAUCUGAUCACUACUGUAGUAGGGUUGAAAGGUGUGAUAUUACUCCUGUGGGUUUUUCAGAUCAUCAUAAUGUGUCUGUUGAUAUUCACUUGUCCUGUGAAAAGUUUGAGUAUUUUUGGGGAAAAUGUAGUUAUUAAAUGGAAUUUUGAGUCCUUGAGACGAUGGUGGGAGGUUGGGAAGGCCCAAAUACAUGUGUUUUGUCAACAGUAUAUUGCUCUGUCUAGUAUUGAAGUUAAAGAGACUAUCAGGGCCAGUGAACAUGACAUCAAAUCUAUUGAAUUGAAGCUGCUCAAUCAGAAUGACCCCGGACUAGUCAUGAACUUACAGGACAAUAGACAUGGAUUGAGGUCGUUUUUACAUGAAAGUGUUUAGGGUGCCUUGAUUAGGUCUCGCUUUGCUACCCUCAAGGAUAUGGAUGCUCCUAGCGCUUUAAAAAUAUCCUAGGGCAGUCGACAUUGCAACGCAAAUGCCUUUGUCUUCCUGAUGGGAAGGUGACCUCGGAUGACGGUGACAAGCACCAACAUGCCGUGUGUUUUUUACUCAGCCCUCUAUAAGGAGGAUUGUGAUCCUCUGUGUGCUGAACAGUUGUUACAUGGACUUCCUCAAUUGGACCCUGAGCAGAGAGCUGCUUUGGACUCUGGCAUUACUCUGCAGGAGAUGUCCACAGCAGUUAUGCAGCUCUCAACAGGCCGAGCCCCUGGCAUCGAUGGUUUACCAUCUGAGUUCUAUAAGCACUUUUGGGGGUCUAUUGGGGAGGAUUUUUAUGAAGUGGUGUGUGAAUCUUUUCAUGAGGGUUCUCUUCCUGUA
This is a messenger RNA of Oncorhynchus masou masou (cherry salmon), 2644 nucleotides long. RefSeq lists its product as uncharacterized. The transcript has 3 exons. The record is from RefSeq and is a predicted model, not a curated record. Bases 1 to 1974 code for a protein of 657 amino acids. Lineage: Eukaryota; Metazoa; Chordata; Actinopteri; Salmoniformes; Salmonidae.